Messenger RNA from Microdochium trichocladiopsis, 2355 nucleotides. Its product is annotated as putative phosphatase regulatory subunit-domain-containing protein. Gene Ontology annotation, biological process: regulation of glycogen biosynthetic process. Gene Ontology annotation, cellular component: protein phosphatase type 1 complex. The transcript has 2 exons. The coding region runs from base 1 to 2355 and encodes 784 amino acids. NCBI's taxonomy places the organism in Eukaryota, Fungi, Ascomycota, Sordariomycetes, Xylariales, Microdochiaceae. Gene Ontology annotation, molecular function: glycogen binding; protein phosphatase 1 binding. The record is from RefSeq and is a predicted model, not a curated record.
AUGCCUUACACGCCGCCAUCCCACCGGUCGCCGUCUUCCUCGGCACCAUCCAGUCCCAAUGCCAGCCGCCGAUCCUCCAUCGUGCAAAUGCCCGCGGGUGUAGAUGCCAGCGCCUCGCGGCCGGCGCUGCCACGGUCGGCUUCAUACAUCGCGCGGCACAGACGUACGCCUUCGUUUCAGCAGCCGAGCCAAGGACCCGCCACCGCCACGACCGCCGUGACCCAGGAGAUCACCCCUCCAGGAACGUCGGAUGAUCUGAAGGGUAUGCUAGUCGCUCACACUUCUCCCAUCAGACAAUCUCCGGCGCCGGUUGCUGAUGCGCGAACUAUGCCGCCAGGGGCCCUCAUCUCCCCUCCGGAAUCGUCUAGUGAAGAUGAAGGUCACACCGAGGUGGAACUACGUGGCAGGCAGAUUGAGAACCUCAAGGAACUACAGGAUGCCAUCAGCGCGAUACCUCAGCACAGGGAGGGUUCACCAACCCGGGCGCUUCCUGGUGAUCUUCUUGUCCUCCCUUCGCAGGCUCGAGAACUCAUUCACGGGUCCAAGAACGGCCCGACAACCGUGCUGCCUAGCCUUGACACAAACCCUCGCAGAAUCUCACACACGCGGUCCAUAACGGAGCCCCAUAUUGUCAUUGCGAAGCCGGACGAGUCGGCUGUCUCUUUGUCCGAAGACAAUUCAGAGCAGGACGAACCCCUUCAGAAGCCCGCAAUGGUGCGCAAGAAGUCUGGUGAGCUAGUCCGCCCUGCCUUGCGACCUGCGUCGCUCCGCCGCCCUUCUAGCAUGCCUGGUACUCCAACAUACUCGAAGGCUGUUCAUUUCGAUUCGCAUCUUGAACACGUCCGCCACUUCCUUCAAGUCGACCGUCCGCUUGCCGUCAGCGCUGGCUCAUCCCCCAAUGACAAUUACGAAAGCGACACCGAGUAUCCCUUCCGUGACGCCUCAUCCACCCGCACUCCUCCAUCAGAAUGGGAGCUCCUCGUCAACAACUUCCCUGCCGAGACUCCGAUACGUAAGGUCAUGCCUGUUCGUCUUGAGCGUGUAUGGAUGUCUCCAGAUCAGAAGUCGCUCCUUGGUUCUAUUAUUGUUGCAAAUCUGGCGUUCCAGAAGACGGUGCAUUGCCGGUUCACCUUCGACUACUGGAAGACCACGUCAGAAGUUGCGGCUGAGUAUAGUCACGAGAUUCGCCCGCGGGAGACCGAGAGUGGCUAUGACCGUUUCCAGUUUGCUAUCAAGCUGUCCGACAUGGCCAACCUUGAGUCCAAGACACUCUACUUCUGUGUCCGUUACAUUGUGAACGGGCAAGAACACUGGGAUAACAACAAUAAUGUCAACUUCCAAGUUGACUUCCGGAAGAAGGCUCUCCCGCAAAAUGGCAAGCGCAACUUCCAAGGAGCAUCAGCUAGGCCUGCCAACUCGUUGCCUCGCAGCAACCGACGCAGCAACGCAUCUGCGGCGCCGCGCCCCAAGUCUAUGCCCGUCGGCGCUCUGGACGACUUUGACAGCCAGGUCAACUAUGACCAGCCAAUUCAUGAGUUUCUCGGAGAGUCACAACCCCUUCGUCUCAAGACGUCCAAGUCUGCUUCGACGCUGCCCAGCGACAAUCUGUCGGGUCGCCUGUCUACACCGAGCGGUCAGGCAUUUGGCCACCGGUACGACUUUGGAGCUUCACUGACUGCGGCUAUCAAGUCCCACAAGGAUACUCGCAAUGACGGCCAUCUCUACAUGAAGAGCCAUAAGAAGACUGCUUCAUUUGAGGUCAAGGCUCCGACUGCACCAGUCGUAAAGGACUUCGUUGAGCCCAAGCCGUUGGUCUCUACGGCACCCUUGGUAGCUAGUCCAGUCACCAUGGUCUCGGGCUCCGACUCUCCCGCUGCUGCCAGCAUCGCCUCAUCAUCGUAUGAGGAGAUCCUCAACAAAUACUGCUUCUUCAACGGCUCGAAGCAAGCAAGCCCCCAGAUUCUGGACGGGACCUUGAAGGGCGGCCGCUUCGAUGGGGCAGAUGACGCGCUCACGCAUUCAACCAAUAGCACUGUGUCGAGCUCGAACGGCAGCCCCGACAUGUCUGGCGCAGUUCACCGAGGUGCGGUGCACCACACCCUCCGCCACAACUUGAACCCGUACUUCCAGAAUGCUCACAUGGUUGCGAUUGGCGCUUCACCUGCGGAUUCGCCGUUCAACUCUCCAUCGAUGAGCCCCGCGUCUUCCACGACUCCGAAGGCUGGACUUCCAGGAGCCGUGACGAGCUAUCCAGCGGAGAUGAACGGUACCGCACCACCGUUCCAGAAUCCAACAAUCAAUGUGCGGUUUCCGUUCACUGCGGACGCGCACAGUUCUCCAGCAAUUCGGGGUUGA